CUCCCCCACUUCCGCUCCUGCGCACUAUGGCUGCAGCCAACCGAAGUUCUGGAGGACAUGGCUGCUUCCCGCUUGCCCCCAGCAACACUAACGCUAAAGCAGUUCUUGAGAAGGCAACAAGUUCUCCUUCUCUACCGAAGGAUUUUGCAAGCAAUCCGGCAAGUCCCAAAUGAUUCUGAUCGCAAAUACCUGAAGGACUGGGCACGGGAAGAAUUCAAAAGAAACAAAAGUGCCACUGAAGAGGAUACAAUCCGGAUGAUGAUCACACAAGGCAACAUGCAGCUCAAGGAGUUAGAGAAAACACUUGCUUUAGCAAAAGCUUAAUGAUGGCAUUAUUCUGAAAGAUUUUCGGUCUCCAUAUGUUUGGAGGAGCUUAAGCUUAAGGAUGGGCAGCCCAAAGUCAAGUCAAACCGUAUUUCCAACACUCCAGAAUAUGGAGCAUAGCACUGCACAGAGGGCAAAGAAAAGUUGUAUCAGAAUAAUUGCCUUAGCAUUGGAAAACAUAGCUGUAUUUUGAAAAUGUUUCUGGAUUUGUCAGCAGUUUUUGUAAGAAGCAAAACCUAGUACAAAGUACAACAAAUGGACAGUUAGCCCUGUAAAAAGAUACUCAGCACCAUUAUUCAUCAGGGAAAAGCAAAUCAAAACCACAGUGAGAUACUGCACAUCCACCAGAAUGGCUAUAAUUAAACAUGGAGAUGGUAACAAGUACUGGUGAAGAUGUGGAGAAAUCGGAACCUUCACACAGUGCUAGUAGGGACAUAAUGUAGUGUAGCCACUUCGGAAAAUAGACUGUCAGCUCAAAAGGGUAAACAUAGUUCCCUGAUUCAGCAAUUUUAUGACUAGGCUUACAACCAAGAGAAUUGAAAAACACAUAUACAAAUGUUAAUAGCAUUAUUUCAUAACAGCCGACAAGUAGAAAUAAUCCAAAUGCCCACCAACUGAUAAAUGAAUAAAAUAUGGUAUAUCUAUACAAUAAAACAUUCAGCAAUAAAAAGGAGUGAAAUACUGAUACAUGCUACACACAGAUGAAACUUGAAAACAAAGGCAGCAGUCACAAAAGAUCGCAUACUGGAUGAUUCCCUUUAUAGGAAACGUGUAGACUGGGCAGAAUGAUUAGUGGUUGCCGACGCUCUGAGUGGAAUGCAGAGUAAGUCGAUAAGGGGUUCUCUUCUCAGGGUGAUGAAAAUAUGAAGUUAGAUUUUGGUGUUGGUUGUCCAAUGCUGUGAAUAUACUACCAUUGAAAUGUACAUUUUUUAUGUAUGUGAAUUAUACCUCAGUAAAGUUGUGUUUGUGGCUUUUUAAAGUUGAGAUAUAAUUGAUGUAUAACAUUGUGCAACUCAAAGCUGUUUUCAGAAACAGAAUGAGAUGUAGGAUUGGGGGUGUACUGACCUCAGGAGAUAACCUAGAACUUCCUUGGAAAAAACCCUCCAUUACCCCUCAGGGCUGCUGAGGUAUGUUGUUCAAAUGUGUCGUGAUCUGAUCCUCAAAAAGAUCACAACUGUGAAGCUAGGACUUUGUUGGAAAGAGAGGCUUAGUGAACACCUUGUACACUGUAAGAAGAGGCAACUUCUUUUUAGGCAAUUUCUGGAUGAAACUAAUGCAAUUACCUUAAUAUCCAUGUAGAAGUACAGUAAGUCAUUAGGGAGGGUCUUCAGUGCUUUAAGUUCUCCUACAAUGACAGGAAGAAGAAAGUUUGAAGACUACAUCAGAGAAGGAAGUGGACUUGAGGACAUUUUUGAAAGAGACCAAAUGUAACAAUUUAGUGCAAGUUUAUGGUAUGAGGCUGGAAUUGUUAGUCCUGCAGACUGAAGUACUCUGCUAAUCUACAGAACAGGUCUAAAAUGUUAAUCCAAGAAUCUGACCAGCACCUGAAAGACAGAAAAGAGGCAGAAUGAAAAUACUAGGUAUCUAGUAUUGGACUGUGCACCACAGGAGAGGCAUGAGCCGAUGGUGGGGCAUGUCAGUGACCUGCAUUAUCAGGUCCACCUCCCUGUCCCACAGCCUCAGAGCUCACAGAGCAAGAUAAUUCUGAACACUUCCACAGGGCAACCUACUAACUCAAAGCGCUUGCAUAAGAUAAUUUUUAGAUUUUGUGUUAGUCAACCUACUGCAAAGCCAUCUGAUGAAAAAAACAUUUGUGAAGUUUUUGAAAACACUUUAGAAAUACUCUUUGUGUAGCACAAUUGCCAGACGUACGUAAGUGUAGGCUGCCUCUAGCAAACCUAAAAUCUGGAAGCUAACAAUCAUCCUUUUAGGAGGUGAGCAAGUCAGUGACUGGGUGGUGCCCUUCCUAGCAGUGGGUACGUGGGAAACAGAGAACACUUGGGGUUUGAAUUUGCAAGAUGCAAAUACCAAAGACUCCAAGAAAACCUAACUUGGAGUUCCAUUUGUUUUUCCAAGUGGGUAAAAUACUAAAAAUGUCUUCCAGAGGCUAAGAUUAUAAUGAUAGACAAGAUUUUACCCUUGUUUCUAAAGAACAGUUUACUUGGUCACUUACAUUCAUGUUUUGACAAUGACAAAGCUUUGACUAUUCCCUCUGAAUUAUAGGCCAAGUCUUGUUUAGCAUAAGCAAAUGUAUUUGGCAAUUUCUUCUCAUACGAAGCCAUGGCUGCUUACUAAGAUGUUGACUAGAAAAGAGUUGCUGGUGAAAUACAUUUUGUUCAUCAUCUUUAUCAGCAUUUUGGAUUUGACAACAAACUAACUUUUUGGGUAUGUUCCUUUUAAACUGUACUCUUGUUUGAAUGUGAAAGUUUUGUUCCUAAAGUUUAAGAAGUUUGAAAGUUCAGCUUAUGUAUUUGAACUAAUAAUAAAUCAAUCUUUAUAUUAACUUUUUUUCUAAAAUAUAAAACCUUUCUA
Phyllostomus discolor (pale spear-nosed bat) is the source of this 2856-nucleotide messenger RNA. It is a transcript of the gene LYRM2, whose product is annotated as LYR motif containing 2. Gene Ontology annotation, cellular component: mitochondrion. The coding region runs from base 58 to 324 and encodes 88 amino acids. The transcript is spliced from 3 exons. The record is from RefSeq and is a predicted model, not a curated record. NCBI's taxonomy places the organism in Eukaryota, Metazoa, Chordata, Mammalia, Chiroptera, Phyllostomidae.